AUGAAGGUGCACUCGCCUCCGAGGAGGAGACUCAAGCGCAGUCGCAUCCUCUUCCUCAUCUCAGGUGUGCUGCUGUGUUUCAUCUACAUGCUGACUCUGAAGACCAGGCUGUCACAGCUGCACGCCUCCGCCCAGACGGAUGACGCUCUAGGAGCAGAGGGGGGUGAUGAUGAUGAUGUUGUGGAGGUCAACAUUCGGGAGGUGAUGGCAUCCAAUGAGACAGAGGAGGAGGUUGUCUCACCUGAGAGCACCAAACCUCCACUGGUGAUAAUCGUCAACAGGACAGAUAUCGAACAGUGUAUCUAUGUAGAUCCUCAACCUCCCAAACCUCCUCCGACUCCACCGCCACCGACCACCACAGCUGCCCCUCAUCCCCCACGCCUGCCCCCUCACAGGAAGGGUGACUACCCAAACGACAUCUUCUCCAUAGAGCAGCGACAGCAAGGCUGGGUGAUCCUGCACGUCAUCGGCAUGGUCUACAUGUUUGUCGCCCUGGCCAUCGUCUGCGAUGAGUUCUUUGUUCCCGGGCUGGAGGUCAUCACCAACAGUCUGGAGAUCUCUGACGACGUGGCCGGAGCCACCUUCAUGGCGGCCGGAGGCUCUGCCCCCGAGCUCUUCACCUCCCUCAUCGGUGUCUUCAUCUCCCACAGCAACGUGGGCAUCGGCACCAUCGUGGGCUCAGCCGUCUUCAACAUCCUGUUUGUGAUUGGCAUGUGCGCCAUCUUCUCCCGGGAGAUGCUGCACCUGACCUGGUGGCCGCUCUUCAGAGACGUGACUUUCUACAUCCUGGACCUCAUCAUGCUCAUCAUCUUCUUCCUGGACAGCAUUAUCCUGUGGUGGGAAAGCAUGUUGCUGGUGCUGGGCUACAUCAGCUACGUGAGCUUCAUGAAGUUCAACAGUCAGAUCGAACAUGCGGUCAAGACCCAGAUCAACAAGCACAUGAGUAUCGUGAAGGUGUGGACCGCAGAGGAGCCGGACAAGGAGAGUGAAGCUCCACCAGCACCUCCUCCUCCAGCACCUCCUCCUGCUCCCUCUGCUGCUGCUGCUCCUCCUCCAGUUGCACCAAAAGCUGAAGAUAAAUCCAAAAGAGAACUUGAACUGCCGCCGAGCAGCCCUCAACGCAACAAACCACCGUCAGAUUUACAAGAGGACAGAGCAAGACUCAGGGUGCGCCCCGUCCUGCAGCGAGGCGGCAGCUCGGCCUCCCUCCACAACACCUCACUGAGGAGCACCAUCUUCCAGCUGAUGAUCCACACACUGGACCCUCUGGGAGAAGAGGCAGCUCUUAGAGGUGCAGUGAAAACCCCAGGCCCGAGGAAAGUCAGGAGAGAGACUUCCUUUAAUGGUGAUGUCAGAGGGGAGGGGUCAGUACAGAAGAAAGCAAAGAACAAAGUUAAGCCUUUGAACGUCCCAGUCACGGGCAAAUUACAGAGCAAGUCACAUCACAGACACUCUGAAGAGGUUGAUCACAAGCCAGCGGAGCCGCCCAGUGCUGCUGCUGCUGGAGCACCAGCGGGCGCUGCAGCCGAGCCAUCCACCUCACAGCCUCAAAAGACAGAAGGGACAAGUGAGAAGACAGCCAAUCAGCCGGAGGAGUCAAACACAGCAGCGGGGGGCUCAGAGGGCUCAGAGGGCAGCGGGGAGGAUGAUAGCAGCGACGAGGACAGCGGUGACUCUGGUGGGAGUGAAGGCGAUGAUGGUGAUGACGAUGACAACAAGGAGGAGGAGGAGGAGAAUGAACCGUUGUCUUUAGAGUGGCCUGAAACUAGACGCAAGCAGGCCACCUACCUGUUCCUGCUGCCUAUCGUGUUCCCGCUGUGGCUCACACUGCCCGACGUCCGCAACCCGGCAUCCAGACGGUAUUUUGUCAUCACCUUUAUUGGCUCCAUCCUGUGGAUCGGAGUUUUCUCCUACCUGAUGGUGUGGUGGGCUCAUCAGGUGGGUGAGACUGUGGGCAUCUCUGAGGAAAUCAUGGGCCUGACAAUCCUGGCAGCUGGGACGUCGAUCCCUGACCUUAUCACCAGUGUGAUCGUAGCCCGGAAAGGUCUCGGAGACAUGGCCGUGUCCAGCUCAGUGGGCAGUAACAUUUUCGACAUCACUGUAGGUCUGCCGGUCCCGUGGCUAAUGUUCACUCUGUUACACAACGGCCAGCCGGUAACCGUCAGCUCCAACGGCCUGUUCUGCGCCAUCGUGCUGCUCUUUCUCAUGCUCCUCUUCGUCAUCAUCUCCAUCGCCGCCUGUCGCUGGAGGAUGAGCCGAAUGUUGGGCCUCACCAUGUUCGUACUGUACUUUGUGUUCCUCGUGCUCAGCGUCCUGCUGGAGGAUCGCAUCCUCACCUGCCCCGUUUCAAUCUGACUCCCGACUCAGUGUCCACACAGGAUCAAAACUACACGUAGGAUGUGUUAGAAGAGCCGAGCCUGAUGUCAACAGGCCGACCUGGCGCACCGUAGCAACACUAAACAAGCAGAGAUAUUAAAGGAAAGUCCGCCCGCAAUAUAGUUUUACAUUAUUAGUCUGUGAACAUUUUCCAGCAGCUACUCUGUGGUCACUGUGUCCAAAAUCACUCUAUAUUAACUAUAUGCUGCCUCAAAAAAUGACCAAAUACAGUAGUUUUCAUGAUAUGUACAGUAUUCCCAUUCUCUGCCAAUAAUCCCACUAGUGUUUGACACAAUACCUUGAAAAAUAUCUAUUCAAAACCUUUGUUGUACCAUGGAAAAAAUUUGACAUUGUGAGGGAAUAAAAUGUAAAAAGGCUUUAAAAUGACAACUGCAACUAUUUUUUUUUUGGUUAGUAGCUGAGAAUAGCAGAAUGAAUGUAGUAAAGAAUAACCAUAAGAGAGAGGCAAAGAGCACCAGAGUAUCUUUACAAACCGUUUUAAAUUUCACCACAUCCCACCAUGCCACUGAAGGGACGCAAAUUUCAUCCAAAAUGUCCGAAAUACUGCUUACUGUAAACUAUUUAGUCAAGUCGCAUUUAUUUAUAAAGCACAUUUAAAAACAACAAAAGUAGACCUUAGAUGACAUAAAACUGAGGCAUUAUCAUAUACAAACAGUCAUAAAUAGGAGAAAGGCAGUGAAAUUUAUAAGAGCAUAAAAUAUAAUGAAAAAAUCAUCACAAAAAUAGAAUUGUACAAAUAACUAAAUUAAAUAAAGCUAAAAUCGAGCAGCGUGGUCGAGCAUGUAAUCAUCAUGAAGGUUUAAAGGCGAAAGAAAAGAGAUGGGUCUUGGGACAGGUUUUAAAUUUGUCAGUUAACAGGUAAUAUCUAAUUGUUAGAGGGAGAAUAUUCAACAGUUUACGGCCAACGACUAAAAAUGCCAAAUCAACUUUAGUUUUUAAGUAAGUGCAUGAAAUGGCGAGCAGUAAUCGGUCACCAGAUCCAAGGCGUCAGGAGGUGGGAUAGUUGAUGAGCAGUUUCGAGACAUAACCAGGUGCGAGUCAAUGCUGUGCUUUAAAAGGGAAUACAAUUAUUUUAAAAACAUGUGUUUACCAUAGAGAAGGUAGUGAACAAAGGAGUGAUUUUGUACACAACCCUGGUGUUCAAAUGUAUCCUCAAUAUGCGUCCUCCACUUCAUAUGGUCUCCAAAGUUCAAGUCUCGCUUAUUUUUUAUUGAUAAAUUCUUAAUUGUGCAGACGCCAAUUAAAUCAGAUUUGUUUUUUAGGUUCCAUAGCCUGAGGUUUAUCUGAACAUUGCAUUGUGUGACACAAAUCAAAACACACACACUUAAUGUUUUCUAUGUGAGCCUGCAGAGUUUCAAAUUUUGGGGCAUGCCACUGUUUUAUUUUCCCGAACUGAUGAGCAUCAGCGCUCGAAAAAAGCAGCAGUUUUAUCACUUUACUGUACCUGGAUGUGACCCGGCUCACUGCUGUCAUCUUCUGCUUUCUGUCAGUUGGCCUGAUGCAACACAACAGAUGUGGAUUAUAUUACCGAUGUCUUAAUUUUUUUUAAAGAGCAAACAAACAAAAAAAGCUAAUUUGGGGCAGAAAAAGCAGUUUUUACAAACAUUUUUUUGUUUAUGUGACAACAAAAUUCAGUGUAAACCUGCAGUGCAUUUUUGUCUUGCCUACGCCUGAAGGUGUAGAAAUUACACCUUUUCAUUGAUUCAUUUUUUCUAUUGAGCUUUUAUGAAAAAUUGUAGCACUAGACAAAAAAACUCACUAUUUGAUUCAGUGUCUAUUGUUUUUGGGUUUUUUUGCUACGAUAUAAGACUCCACUGUAGCUGCUGGAAAUAUCUGGAUGUGACUGCCCAGAAAAUAAAAAAUGCUUACAAAAAAAAAAAAAAAAUAGUCUGUAAAAUCAAAACUUACUCUUUCAGUCAACAGUGUUGAAUAGUUUUUGGGUGGA
This is a messenger RNA of Plectropomus leopardus (leopard coralgrouper), 4342 nucleotides long. RefSeq names its product sodium/potassium/calcium exchanger 1-like. Gene Ontology annotation, molecular function: calcium channel activity; calcium, potassium:sodium antiporter activity. Lineage: Eukaryota; Metazoa; Chordata; Actinopteri; Perciformes; Serranidae. The record is from RefSeq and is a predicted model, not a curated record. Gene Ontology annotation, biological process: long-term synaptic potentiation; intracellular calcium ion homeostasis; calcium ion transmembrane transport. Gene Ontology annotation, cellular component: plasma membrane.